Messenger RNA from Aspergillus heteromorphus CBS 117.55, 1319 nucleotides. RefSeq names its product O-methyltransferase. Gene Ontology annotation, molecular function: O-methyltransferase activity. The coding region runs from base 37 to 1236 and encodes 399 amino acids. NCBI's taxonomy places the organism in Eukaryota, Fungi, Ascomycota, Eurotiomycetes, Eurotiales, Aspergillaceae. The record is from RefSeq and is a predicted model, not a curated record. The transcript has 4 exons.
CUCCUCUUCUGUCGCUCCUGAACGGGAAGAGUUACAAUGGCUUCUCCUCUGUCCGACGUGCUCUCCGCGGCCAACGCCGCCCUGGCCGACUUCCCCGCCCCCGAGAAUAUCGAUCAUGGCACUCGCAUGCAGCUUCUCGCGACCAUGGAUAAGUUGCGCGCGGCUUUGGAGCCGCCACGGCUGACGGUGUUGAAGCAUUGUCUUUCGUACUACGUCAUAACCGCUGUCCGCGUCGGCCAGGGGAUGGGCAUUUUCGAUGCUUUCGCCAACGCUGAGGGUCCUACCAAGCAAUUGACUGCUGAUGCUCUGCACGAGAAGACGAAGGGUGAAAGGGAGUUGCUUGUCCGAUUGAUGCGCUACCUCUCCGCCCAGGGCAUCUUCAAGGAAGUCGGCAAGGAGACAUACGAGGCAUCGCCGCUGGCGCUGGAACUGACGUCCGUGGGUGGAGAUGCAGUCAAGCAUUUCUACCUCAACAUGCGCACGUCUUCCUUCCUGUACGAAUACUUUGAGAAGAACGGAUACGUCACCCCGUCGGAGGCGUACGACGCGCCUUUCCAAUUCGCGCACUCCACCAAGCAGCACUUCUUCGAGUUCCUCGACAGCAGUCCCGAAGACCAGGCGGCCUUCAACUCCGUCAUGACCAUGUCGCGCACUGCUGGCGGCGUCCACUGGCACCAGUUCUACCCCGUCGCCGAAAGGCUGCAGGGGAUAUCGCCGGACCGCGUGCUCCUGAUCGACAUCGGCGGCGGAGUCGGCCACGACAUCUCCACCUUCAAGGCUGCUCACCCCUCUAUUUCCGGGAAACUCAUCGUGCAGGAUCUCCCCCAGGCUAUUGCGGGUAUCAAGUCUCCCCUGCCGGAGGGCAUCGAGGCCAUGGGAUAUAACAUGUUUGAUGUGCAGCCUGUCACGGGUGCGAAGGCGUACUACAUGCGCACGGUGCUUCACGACUGGCCCGAUAAGCAGGCGUUGGAGGCCCUGGCGCAGAUAAAAACCGCCAUGGCGGAGGAUUCGCUGUUGUUGAUCAAUGAGAACACCCUCCCCGAGUCGAAUGUCUCGCCGGUUACCGGGACGUUGGACUUGGUCAUGAUGCAGACGUUUUCGUCGCUGGAGCGCACGGAGAAGCAGUGGGUUGCGUUGUUGGAGAAGGCGGGCUUUGAGGUGCUCAAGGUUUGGAAGCCCGAUAGUUCCCAUGUCACGGAUGCGUUGUAUGAGGCGGUGCCGAAGAAGAGCGCUUAGUUGAUGGGCUGUUUCUGUAUGUAUUGUGGGGUUGGUUGUGCAUAGCAUGGCAUGCAUGGAUGGAAGGUAUUGGUGGAUCUGUC